GCAAACACCCCUUUAGUAGGUCAAGUUUCUCUCUUCCACCCUAACUUGCGUUCCUUUUUGAAACAGUUUUAACUAAUGGCAACCCGCGUAGAUAUACUCAUAAUUUCACAUUCUUGGGAGCAAGUUAAUUGGCGAAACCCUAAAGCUUGAACGACGAUGGCGAUGGCGGGUUUGUACAGGCGUAUACUCCCUACUCCUCCAGCUGUCGAUUUCGCGUCUUCCGAAGGCAAGAAACUCUUCACGGAGGCCAUUCACAAUGGGACCAUGGAAGGUUUCUUUAAAUUGAUUUCUUAUUUCCAGACACAAUCUGAACCUGCAUAUUGUGGUUUGGCUAGCCUCUCAAUGGUCUUGAACGCUCUUGCCAUUGAUCCUGGCAGAAAAUGGAAAGGGCCUUGGAGAUGGUUUGAUGAAAAUAUGUUGGAUUGUUGUGAGCCUCUGGAGAAGGUGAAGGAUAAAGGCAUCUCAUUUGGGAAAGUAGUAUGCCUGGCACAUUGUGCUGGAGCUAACGUUGAAGCUUUUCGUACAAAUCAGAGCACCAUAGAUGAUUUUAGGAAAUAUGUUAUGGCUUGUUCAAGUUCAGAUGAUUGUCAUGUGAUUUCUUCAUAUCACAGAGGAGCAUUUAAGCAGACUGGAACGGGUCAUUUUUCACCUAUUGGUGGAUAUCAUGCUGGAAGGGACAUGGCAUUAAUCUUAGAUGUUGCAAGGUUUAAGUAUCCUCCUCACUGGGUUCCACUUGGCCUUCUUUGGGAAGCUAUGCAUACUGUGGAUGAAUCGACUGGACUACUCCGAGGGAUGAAAUAUGAAUCAGCUAUUGACAGUCUUUAUCUUGCUAAGAAGCUUCAAGAGAAGAAGAAGCAAAAGAAAAGCUGCAAACAUGAGAGUUGGACCACUACUGCAAAAUACUUGAUGGAUGAUGUCCCGGUGCUGUUAAGUUCAGACAACAUUAAUGAUGUCAAGAAAGUCCUCUCCACCGUUUUCACAUAUCUGCCUUCAGAUUUUGCAGAGUUCAUUAAGUGGGUAGCUGAGAUUCGUAGGAAAGAGGAUGGUGCUCAAAGCCUAAGUGAAGAAGAAAAGGAAAGGCUUACUACCAAGGAGGAGGUGUUGAAACAAGUGCAAGAAACGGGCCUUUACAAGCUAGUGAGUGAUAUUCUGUCUUCAGAAACACUAGUCUGCCAGAUGAAGCAAAUUUCAUGCCACCAAGACAAUUUAUCCACCAUUGCUGCUAACGUGUGCUGCCAAGGGGCCGGAAUUUUGACUGGCAAACCAGGCUCAUCAUCUAGAUUCUGCUGCCGGGAGACAUGUGUGAGAUGUUACAGAGCUGUCAACAGCGAGAAGCCCGUCACAGUAGUUUCCAGUACAGUGGUCAAUGGCAAUGGUGAACAAGGAGUUGAUAUGUUAGUCCCCUCAACUCAAAUGGAACAUAAUGGCUGCAGUUUGGGGUCGUGCAGUAAUUCUGGCAUGCACCCGGACAGCAAUGAUGUGCUUACAGCACUUUUACUUGCAAUGCCCCCACAAACGUGGUCCAACAUUAAAGAUGAGACGGUUUUGGAGGAAAUAUCCAGCUUAGUGUCGACCAAGAAUUUUCAUCCAUUGCUUCAAGAAGAGAUUCUGCAUUUGCGAGGUCAACUACUUAUGCUCAAGAGGUGCAAAGAUAACAAGGUUUUAGGUGAAGUAGCUGUAGGUACAUCCUACAGGGUGGGCCUGAAUUUUCCUGGAGAUGAUGCAAUAGCAAUACCCCUCCAGAAGUUAAAUUUAUAUGCAAAGCGUCCAGAAAAUUAUAUAGUAAGGCCUCACCGUGGUUUAUUCUCUCCCGGAAUAGUAGGGAGACUUGGCAAGGAGUAUUCAGUUUCUGCAUUAAGGGGAUCUAUUAUUGCUUGCCCCUUAACUUCUCUAUUAUACAGAAAACAGAAUUUUGGUUUGGGACAUCCCGCUUUUCUAGGAUGUUGAUGAAGUUGACAUACACAGAUUCAAUAAAAAAAAAAUGUAAAAUUAGUCGUUUUACAGAUAUAUGAGUAAAUUUGCUUAUGAAUUGAAAGUUUUGUUCUUCUUUUUUCUUGGCACAAAAUUUAUGCUUGCUCCUCUCUAUGUUUUCCUCUCUCCCUCCUUUUUAAAAUUAUAUUCAUCAUACCUAUUGUAAGAAUUUGCUUGCUCG
Messenger RNA from Striga asiatica, 2152 nucleotides. NCBI's taxonomy places the organism in Eukaryota, Viridiplantae, Streptophyta, Magnoliopsida, Lamiales, Orobanchaceae. The record is from the annotation of a GenBank genome assembly.